Messenger RNA from Truncatella angustata, 1062 nucleotides. Its product is annotated as alcohol dehydrogenase. Gene Ontology annotation, molecular function: oxidoreductase activity; zinc ion binding. The coding region runs from base 1 to 1062 and encodes 353 amino acids. Lineage: Eukaryota; Fungi; Ascomycota; Sordariomycetes; Amphisphaeriales; Sporocadaceae. The record is from RefSeq and is a predicted model, not a curated record. The transcript is spliced from 3 exons.
AUGAGUGAUUUGCCAUUGACACAGAAAGUUGCCGUCGUUGUCCGUGAAGGAGGCUCGGGAGAACCGUUCAGAUUUGAGGUCCGUUCCGUGCCUGUCCCCGAGAUUAAAGCAUGGGAGGUACUAGUCCGAUUGUCGGUAUCAGGCGUAUGUGGGACAGACCUUGGUCUUGCCAGUGGUCACCUCGGGCCCGCAUGCGACAUCGUAGGCCAUGAAGGCGUGGGACGGGUAGUUCGGCUUGGGUCUGGCGUCGACCCAGCCAUCAUCCACGUAGGAGAGCGUGUCGGUGUGGCCUGGGUACGGGACGCUUGCGGCAAAUGUCAGCCAUGCUGCGAGCUGGGUGGCGAGACCAGGUGCACAGAACAGCUCAAUUCUGGACGCAAGAUCGAUGGGACGUUCGCGCAGUAUUGCGUAGUGCCUGCUCGGUACGUCCUCCGGUUGCCCGACGAACUCGAUCUGGGCGACGAGCUGAUUGCACCAAUUCUAUGCGGUGGUGUCACGGCGUACAAAGCGAUCAAGAGCUGCAGAGCUGUUCCAGGUGACUGGAUUGUGGUCUUGGGUGCUGCAGGUGGCGUGGGUGCGCUUGCAGUGCAGUAUGGCAAGGCUAUGGGAUAUCGAGUAAUAGCUAUCGACCUAGGCGACGAGCGGAGAGAAUCGUGUAUUCGCCAGGGUGCCGAAGCUUACCUUGACGCUCUCAGCGAAGCAACGCCAUCAGCAGUCACUCAAGUCACUCGAGGUGCUAAAGCAAAAGCAGUCAUUGUCACUGCCGGGUCUGGGAAAGCCUACCAAAGUGCAAUGGAGUACGUCGCCCCGUUUGGCAGCAUCGUCUGUGUGGGCAUCCCACCGCCGUCGCAGACAAUGAACAUCCACCCCAUACAAUUGAUUGACUCGGGCGUUUCAUUGUUUGGAAUAUUGGUGGGGACCCGGACCGAUACCAGGGAGGCUCUUGAGUUUGUCAGAAGGGGCAACGUUGUACCAGCAAUUAUACCGAUUCAACUUGAGGAGCUUGAGGCCAAUUACAAGAAUGUCGCUACGGCCACCGGUAAAUACAUUAUUACAUUAUAA